Anneissia japonica is the source of this 3342-nucleotide messenger RNA. RefSeq names its product tripartite motif-containing protein 45-like. Bases 433 to 2970 code for a protein of 845 amino acids. NCBI's taxonomy places the organism in Eukaryota, Metazoa, Echinodermata, Crinoidea, Comatulida, Comatulidae. Gene Ontology annotation, molecular function: zinc ion binding; protein binding. The record is from RefSeq and is a predicted model, not a curated record. The transcript has 2 exons.
UUUUUAAAUGAGAUUUAUACAUGAGAAAAUAAAACUAUUAUAUAAUACUACAAUACUUUUCCUCUCUUCAUAUCAUUAAUAUUACUAACAAGAACACCAACAAACAGUCAUACACAAAAAAAUUAUGAAAUGAAUACUGUAAUAUUAAGUAAAAUUAUAAAUACAAGCUUAAAUAAAAGGUGGUGUGAACCAUAAUCAAAUUCAUUGAUUUUUUAUUGGUAUUCAAUAAUUUUGAUUAAUAAUCCCUUUCAUAUAAUUCAUCGCUCUGAAAUCAUAAGCACAAUCACACGUUAUAAACGCCUCAGUUCCCACCCAUUUGGGAAUCAAUCAAUACUUGUUUGAACACACAGUCAACUGACCAAGCUUGAAACUGUGAAGAGGAGGCCAGUCUCCGGAAUACAAACUAAACAAUAUGGACUUGUUGUAGAUAUUAUGGGAAUUAUAAAAUCACGGAUAUUAGACAAGUUCCAAUCACUCAAUUCAAAUCCAUGGCUACACCUCAACAAAAUGACUUCUGAACACAGCAAUGCUAAAGACUUUAAUCUAUUUGUCUGUCCCAUGUGCAGACGAAAAUACAAUCAGCAAGAUCAAAGUCCACAUGAACUCAGCUGUAAACACAUAUUCUGUGCCUCCUGCAUUAAAGAUCUCCUGAACAAAGAGAGUACUGAACCUGAAGAACUAAAUGUUAUCUGUUGCCCCAUAUGUCAGGAAUUCCUGCCACAGUGCACAAGGAUCGAUGAUCUGGUUAAAGCAGACUACAUCUUCCAAAUCAAAGAUGCACUUGAUUGUAAUACGCAAAAUGUCGGUAAUUCUUGUCAAGCUUGUAAGCUUGGGCAGGAUGCAAUAUCCUGGUGUGGUCACUGCCGCCAGGAAAUCUGCCAGUACUGUGCAGACGUCCAUUCAACGAUGAGUAGUUUCAAAGACCACACUGUGUCUGCUCUGAUAGAUCCAGAUAUUGACACACUGAAGAUGAUCGAAUACUGUUUAGUCCACAGACAGUGUACCCUGUCAUAUUAUUGUGCUACUUGUAAGAAGAUUAUCUGCCCCAGUUGUAAAGAGUUAGAACAUGCAGAUGAAGAGCAUGAUGUCAGUCCGCUGGAGGACAUACACAAGGUUCGAGAUGAAGAAUUCAGCAGACUUGUCACAGAGGCACAGAGCAAACAAACUCAAUCUAUUGAUUAUAUAAGUAAAGCAAAAAUGUCUGAAGCAACUCUGCAGACAAAUGUUGCUCUUGCCAUUAAAAAUGUUUAUGAGAUCCGCAAAGAGCUGGACGAUAUGAUUGACUGCUGGAUGAGAAAUCAGUUAGAAAAGAUUGAACAGACACAAAGAGAUGUUUUAAAUGGCAUAUUGUCAGACAAGGAGCAUGUUCUCUUGCAGUUCAAUUUCCUGGGUCAUGACUUAGAUUAUCUCAAACCAUUGACCCAGUCAGACAAAAGCAUGGCCCUCAGGUCAGCUCAAAAACACUGCAAGCCAAUACUGGCACAGCUGGUAAAGCAGGAGAUUCCAGAACUACCAAUGGAUUCUUAUUUGGUGUACAAAUUAAAUCCAGAAAAAAUUGCAUGCCUUCCGUUGAUACUUGAGGGAUUUGGAUUGGUGCAUAUAAAGGUAAACCUAGCAAAAACAUCAUUUAAAAUCCCAGCAAUCUUAAAAAAUCAAAAUGCAGAAAUAACCGUCCUUCCAUCUGAUGAAAGUGGGUCAUCAUCAAUGGGUGGUCUGCAAAUGAAGGCCUCAGUUGUCACACCAUCUGGUGAAUCACUAGAGUUGACGAUUACACUGGAUAAUGGUGAUGGCACCUACACAGUAAAGUUCAAACCAAACAUGAGUGGCUUACACAAACUUCAGGUGUCAUUUCCAAAUCAAGAGCAUGGCACACUAGAGCAUUCAUUCCCAGUACAUGAUGUCAGCUGCCAUUCAACAACUGAAUUCAAUGAAUUCUUUGAUUUGAUAAUUACUCCAGUCAAAAAGACAAAAGCUGAAGAUAUCUCCAAGUUAAAUGAUGUUGUUACGGAGUUGGUUGACCCAACUGGUACCAAGAUGCAAAGUACAGAGAAGAAAUAUUUUGGUGGCGUUUACAUUCAUCGCUACAAACCAAUCUUAUUGGGAGAUCACAAGAUUAACUUGCACCUUAAGGGCAAGCUUAUAGGAGAACUUAACAUCAAUGUGUACCAGUCUUGGAAGUGGGAACAUGCACAAGCCACUGAUGUAAUGAGCAUUGAAAAGGACCACUUCUUUGUCUGUGGCAGAGGCAAAUUUAACAAAGAUAAAAUAAUGAUGAUUGGAUCUGAUGGUAGGUAUAUCAGCAGUGACCAUUUGCCUGAACAAUGUCUGUUGCUGACUUUAUGUCAUGAAAAAUUAAUUUAUGGACUUUUCAAAGAUGGAGACAAUUACAAGGUUCAAAGCUUCGACCAAAAUUGGCAACAACUGACAACCACCAACAUCAAUGACCUCCAACAACCAACAGCACUGGUAGUCACCAAAAGUAAACAUAUUUUAAUUUGUGACAGGAAACUGAGCUGCAUAUUCAUGUGCGCUGUAGAGAGCAACAUCAUUUCAAAGAUUGGCAGCAAGGGAAAAGAAUUAGAAUAUUUCCUUGAGCCAUCUGACAUGUGCAUUAUGGGGGAUAAUGAGCUGCUUGUGUGUGACAGUGGUAACAAGCGUCUACAACUUCUGGACAUGCUUGGAAAAUGCAAAGAGGUGUUCUCUCAGGAUGUUUUUAGUGACUGCCUGGCAAUCUCAUUUACUUCUGAUGAUGAUCUGGUGGUUGUCACUACAAAACAACUGCACCACCUGCACCGAUUAUCAAGCCGUGUUCUUCAAACUGUACAAUUAAAAUGCUUGGGUAACCAUACAGGCAUUGGCAAACAAAUAAAACACAAGGUUGUGUGUCUUGGUAACACUUAUGCUGUGGUGGUCUGCAGUGUGCAAGGCUUACGAUCAACCACUUCGAUUUUGAUGAAGUACUCAAUUUGACAGAGAGAGAACCCCUCUAAAACUUUUUCAAAACAAACUACUUAGUACAUGGUGAAAAAGCAUAAAUUCAUAUACAGGUCUCCUCCAAAUAAAUACCACUAUUGAGACAAGGGUUUUCAUGGCAGCUUUGGUCUUUAAUUAGAUUUUAAAAAUUAGAUAAAAUAUGGGAAUUCACUUUGGACUGCAGAAAGGUGGUUUUAAAUACUGGUGGUCUAUAAUUGGAGAGAUCUUUAAUAAGAGAAAGACCUGUGUUGUGAAGUGUAUAUACUUGAAUCUUAGCAUACAGUACUAAGCCUCAUUUUAGGAGCCUAUAUAUACUUAUAUCCUUAUUUUAAACCAUUGAUUUAGGGGGUUUGUGUAAAUAAUGGCAAA